Brassica rapa (field mustard) is the source of this 760-nucleotide messenger RNA. RefSeq lists its product as uncharacterized. The record is from RefSeq and is a predicted model, not a curated record. NCBI's taxonomy places the organism in Eukaryota, Viridiplantae, Streptophyta, Magnoliopsida, Brassicales, Brassicaceae.
UAUCUUCACUCAACCUCACUCAUUAUAUAAACAACACUCUUCUCCUCGAAGCUCAGAGAAACGCAUAAAGACGUAGCGAUGAAGACGGUAUCGGUGGACGAGACCAAAAACACGGUGGUGCUACGAGCUGAGCACCGGGACGAGGAAGGUAGGAAAGCUGUGGAUAAACUCGAGUUAAAGACUCGAAACCCCGACACGAUCAAGCAAGUCGAGAAGAAGCUGAUGGACAAAGGCGUCCAAAGGAUGGAGAGGCACCCUUCCGACGGGACUCAGAUCAAACGUCCGCCGCCGAAGUCAGGUCACGGCGGGAAGUACACGUGGGAGGGGUCUGAUCGGAUGGAGGACUACGAGAUGCAGCCGGAUCCGGCGGCGAUGGAUGAAGGCGAUCCUAACUACGACGAGGAGAAGAUCGGCGGUGGUGGUGGUGAUGACGUGGCGGUGGAGGUUGUGAAAGGAGAGGUUGAGGUGGCGAAGGAAGCGCCGGGAGGUGUGGCUAGGGUGGAGGUUGAUCCUCGCUUGAUCACUACUCCUUGAGUUGCUAGGACAAGGGGGAAAGUGUUGGGGCGAAUGUGAGAAGGGAGUGAAACUUUGGGGGUUUGAUUUUUAAUUUAAGUUUGUGACGUUUUAAUGUAUUGUUGACGUGUUGGGACGCUAUUUGUGUAAAGAAAUAAUAUAUACUGCAUUGAAAUGUCUCACUUGGUUUCUUCAUGUCACAGUCACUUAAUGAAUUAAUUAUUAGUUGCUGUCGGCCACUUUUACU